Molecule: messenger RNA, 3617 nt
Organism: Arachis ipaensis
Lineage: Eukaryota; Viridiplantae; Streptophyta; Magnoliopsida; Fabales; Fabaceae
Source: RefSeq, a predicted model, not a curated record
AUAAAAAACAAUUACAACAACACACAAACGCAAACCCCCAUCUUCCAAAUCCAAAGUACAGCAAGAUAAAAAUUCUUUCUCUCUCUUCUCUUUCUCUUUCUCUCUCUCUCACACACUCUCUCUCUUCUCCCUAAAGAAUCGAAAACCCUUUCUCUCACUAGGGUUUCUGUGUGAUUUUCGCACCCAAAUUCUGCUUCUUGAGCUGCGAAUCCAAUCCUCAAACUUCAUUCUAAUCACUCUCCUUCCAGUUCUCUAUCAUUUCUUCUCGUUUCUUGGAGGAGCCGUGGAGUAUCGAUGCUCCAAGCUAGGGGAGAAAAAUCGCGUGCUCUCGUCCACGGACAUACACAGAUAAUUGUGGAGAAUAAUUCUGGAUGUGAUUCUAACUAUAUAGGAUCAUCAAGCUCAUGGAGAGUAAUUUUGUUAGUGUGGAUUCAAUCAGUAUAGAUCUUCCCAUCGGCACCGCUAAUAAGACAUGCGAACAUUUCACGAUACGUGGUUACGUAUCGGAUAUAAGAAAGAAAGAUUGGAGAAAAUGUUGGCCAUUUCCAAUGGAUGAGUCUGAUAACGAACUGCCACUUCCACCACUUGAAGUGCCGAAAUUUCGAUGGUGGGGCUGUGAAAAUUGUCAACAGGCAACUGCUAACGAAAUCAAUCAUGGAAAUGAUCAAACAGAUGUUAGCCACAGGAAUGGAGGUAUAUCUGAUUGUAACUGCAGUAAUGCGGUUGUCAAUUCUGGUACUCCGGAAUCUCCAGUGGCUAGUGCUGCCACUCCAGUGAAUGCGGAGUUCGAUCUUAAUAUCCCUAUUGAUCUGACUGGUGACACUGAUGGUUUACCAGUUAGGAAUGAGAUAGAAAAUAAUAAUGCAGAAAUUGUACAGAACAGAAUAACAGACCAUGAUAUUGGCUCGGAGAUUAAUCUCAAUCAUCAAGUGUCAAGUGUUACACUUCCAGAAGCUCGUCCAGAUCACAUGGAAGAAUGUCAUAUAAAUAAAAUAGCUUGUGAAGCUAAUGUGGAUAAGAGCCCUUCUGAUAUUAAUGAAGGGACACCUACUUCUGAAGAAAACCAAUGCCACAACGGUUUAAGACAAUCUGGUUCAAUUUUGAGGGAAUGUACAGUAGUUGUCGGAGAUAACAUCAUUGAUCAUGCAACUGAACAUCUUUCACCAGAGUUGGCUGAUGGCAAUCAUGAUGUGUCAGUGGAAAAUGAAGAUGAAAUUGUCAGAAAUCAUCAGGGUCGUAAUGUAGAAAGGUCAACCAGUUUAACUCGUAGGAGACCUAGAAAGAUGCGCUUGCUUAAGGACUUAUUAAAUGAAAAUGGAGAGGCAAAGACUGAUAAAACCACCGCAAGCAGAUCACUAUCUCAUGGUCCUCUUAACCAGUUUACAACUUCAGAGGUACCACCAGUUUUCCAAGAAAACGAGGAUGUUCCAGUAGAUUCGACUUUGACAUAUAAGGGUCGCGGUAGAAAGCGAAAGUUUGUUGUGGAUGAAGAGUCAACAUCUGCAGAUAUGUGCUCCCAGAGGCUUGAUAACGAAAUUCAAAACCCAGGGGGAGUUUCUAGAACAGAUAACACUGCAGGUAAAAGGCACAAAUCGGUUCCUCAUGUUGACAAACACUUGAUUUCUAGGCCACAAGAAGGACAGUGGAGAAAGAGUGGGAGCACGGUGGAUGUCACAAAUAAGGAAAAUCUGUCUGAAAGUCCUUCUGGAUCCUUUCCUUGUGCAUCCACUGAGAAGGGAAAGGAUGAUUUUCCGCUGCAUAUGUUAAGGAAUAGAAAUGUCUGCAAUUCCAAAGGAAAAGGCAAGAUGCCUCAAGCUGAUGCAGAAAUGGAUUCUAUAACCGGGAGGAAAAAUGACAAGCUAGUUGAAGGUUCAUUUGCACAUACAGCAUCAAAGAAUUUGUCAAGUAGGCCUGAAUGCAUUGCAGUUCCAUCAACAAAAGGUACAUCAAAUGGGAAAGAACUCAAUGAGGAAAGGCAUCUUCCCUUAAAAGGCUAUCCAUCGGAACAGAUUUGCAACAAGCAAAAUAUCAGUCAAAAAGAAAUUCAGCUUCGAGAGGGUACUUCAAGAGCUCAACUUAGAAAUAUGGACGGCAAAGCCAUUUAUUGUGGAGCUCGAAAAAAUCCUUCAAAGGACAUGUCAAAUGCAAUUCUUGAAAAAGGAAAAGAAGUAUAUCUUGAAGGAACCAAUGGAGACAGAAACAAUAACAAAAUGAUUGAAGUUGUUGAUCUAGAUAAUAGUCUGGAAAGAUGCGAUGAUUUGACAGCAGAGGACUCUGACCAUGGGUCAGAAGAUGAUAUCCCAAUGGAAGUUGUAGAGAUCUUGGCAAGGAAUCAAUAUGAGAGGUCUCUACCUGACGUAGAAAAUUUAAGCUGCCAACUGGAAAUGUCUGUCCAGAGGGAAAAAGAUCACGUAAGUGAUACAGAAAUUGGAAUUAACAGAAGACAAGGAAAUGCAUUCCCAAGAAAAGAAAAUUCAAGUAACUACUUUUCUUCAAGCGCACUCCAUCAGUUCCCGUUUGGGUUUGAAGUUCCACAAUCAAAAAAUAAGUCAUCAAAUGGAUCUCAUUACUCACCAAGUGAUACCAGGAAGCUUGGUCCUGCUCAAACUCCAAUUUUUAAUAGGAGGAAUGCAGACAGCAUGGCACUUACUGGAGAAAGUAAUGGGACGGAACAUGAUCGUUAUCAGAGUGUAUCUCAUGAUACGUAUUCCAAUGAAGCAAUACAUGCGCUGCAUUUACUUAGCUUAACCGGGGCAGGUAGGGAGACAGACACAUCAUCUACUGCAAGUAGAAGUGCUAAAAUGGUUAGGAGACCCUCUAAUCCCGGCAUAUGCAGUGCAAACUUGGAGAGAGAGACACAUGGUUCCCCACGAAGGCAGAUUUCUGAGCAUCUCAGCAGCAUUAAUUUAUCAGAUAAAUCACGAAACCGCCUUUUUGACUCUCCAAUCUCUGCCACUUCAACAGAUCAGCAUGGUGGGAAGAUCAGAAGUACUGAUUUCAGGGACCAAAAUUUGCCAAGGUAUGGAAAUGGAAUUAAGAUGAACGGCUCCAAUGCAGCCAUGCAAAAUGUAGAUAGUCUGCAGCUCAGGGGGGCCAAUGUUGAAACGGAAACCUCGAAUCAACAUAGAUUGGAUGUUGCAGAGCCCUGGCAAAGUAUCUCUGGAAGCACAAUUGUAGUUAACAGAAACCCGGCGGAGUUCACUGCACCAGAAGAUGGUAAUCCAUACAUGAUCAAUGGAGAAGAUCUGAAAUUCGAGGAUAUCCCCCCAAACAGAAGGCGUGGCUUACCUGCUCCACGUGGACGCAAGCAAAUGAAGACUCGAAGGUUACAAAAUGAAAGACGUUGAAAUCAAUAUAGAGUUGUGCAUAGUUAGGCUACAGCUUUUGCUUGAUUCCUUCAUGUUGAAACGGUCAGCAUAUACUACUUUAUGUUCCUUUAAUUAUAUAAAUAAUUCUGCAGCGGACUUUGAGUAGGAACAUGAGACUUAAAUAACAGUUUUUUUUUUCUUGCAAAGUUUCAACUUUCAAGGAAGAAACUUAUCUUUGAAUUUAAAACUGAAUUUCAUUAUCAUGCUACCAGGUGCCAUACACAAGUUUUAUGUUAUAAUGUAUUACAG